AUCUGAACGCCCUUUCUUCUUCCCCUGUUUGAUGAUCCAGAAAAUGGUAUUCUCUUUCGCUGGUAAGUGAUGGUCUGGUGAUGUGUUUUUAUGAAUUUCUUCUAGUGCUAACUUCUAAUUUUGAUAUAUAGGCAUGACACUAUGAAUCAUGAAGCCAACAAAACCACAGCAACCAUUAACCGUCUUCGUCCAGAUAGUUCCAUCUCAGCCUUGGAUGGAUAUUCGAUUGACUAUAGUCGUGGAUUUGGUGAAGUGAAAAGCUAAACAAACGCCAACAACUCUGCAACCAUUGGAAAAGAUCUGGUGCGACUAGGAUUAUUCGCUAAGAAUGCUAUCGAUGUGAACGACAUGGAAGCUAUCUUGACAUUUCAAGCAGUAGGACGGUACAUUACUUUUUACUUGGUAAAAUUGAUGGCGGAUGGACUCUAUCUUAUGUACGAGCUAAGAAGUUUUACUGUGCCUGGAUGUAUCAAUCAAAUUUUAUUUCUACCAUGUUACUUUGAUGAUAUAUAUUUCAUCUUAAAUGUCUACCGUACCCAUUGUGUCCAAAUGACCCCUGAACAAGCCAAUGAAUCCAAGCGUAUGAAACGACCCACACUAUUAACACCUGAGUUCGAUCGCAUCAUUGACAAGACAACAAACAGAAAACGUCGAUGGAUCACCAAACGCUCCCACUGAACACUUAUUUGUACAAAGUCUCCCCACUCUUAUAAUCAUCGUAUACAUUUCAUAUAUCUCCUUAGUUUAUCUUUCUAUAUAUAUAUGUAUAUAUAUUUUUUUUUUUUU
This is a messenger RNA of Halteromyces radiatus, 786 nucleotides long. RefSeq lists its product as uncharacterized. The record is from RefSeq and is a predicted model, not a curated record. Bases 349 to 678 code for a protein of 109 amino acids. Lineage: Eukaryota; Fungi; Mucoromycota; Mucoromycetes; Mucorales; Cunninghamellaceae. The transcript has 2 exons.